This is a messenger RNA of Nomascus leucogenys (northern white-cheeked gibbon), 1389 nucleotides long. It is a transcript of the gene CCDC163, whose product is annotated as coiled-coil domain containing 163. Bases 680 to 1042 code for a protein of 120 amino acids. The record is from RefSeq and is a predicted model, not a curated record. Lineage: Eukaryota; Metazoa; Chordata; Mammalia; Primates; Hylobatidae. The transcript is spliced from 8 exons.
GUUCCACCGCCUCCAUCGCCGGUUGUGGUCGCAAGAGGCGAACUGUUUCCCAGGUGGCCGUGCGGCAACCAGUCCAAAGUCGGACUUUCAAAACCAACCCGAAGUUUUGAACCCGGCGGCGGCAGUUGUCACUGGCACAGGUUUGGCGUGGUGGCGCCAGUGUACUACUUCUGGGGAGGUCUCGACCAGCAGUGGCUGUAUCCUCUUGGGGUCUCCACCUUAGACCCUGCACUUACCCCUUCCUUACUCCCUCAGCCGGGGACCUGGCUGGGAUCUGGAUUUCCUCUCAUCACUUGCCUCUGCAGUCAGGAGUCCAAGCUCAACAGCCUUGGGCUUUAGAGACUCCCACAGUUCCACAAAGGCUGAGCUGCCCUGAGUCCUACAGCCCAUCCUCUCUCUGGGAUGAGGUUACUAUUCUCUGAUCCCAGCUUCAAUCUCAGGCUCAGGUGACUGAGGCACUGAGGCAGGCAGUGCAGGGCCUGCUAGAAGAGCGAGAAUAGCAGAAGUACCAGAUCAGUGUCCUGGAAGCAUCACUAAGGUUGCUGCAGGGGGCCCCAAAGGGGAGCGCUCUUCUCCUGGAGCAACGCUUGGAGGAGCUGAGAAGGGAACUGCAGGGCCUUCAGAGCCAGGUGUGGGAGCAAGCCCAAGCCCAAGCCCAGAUGCAAACAGGACCAGGAGAAUGCGGUACUACCAAUGGCCUUCCUCAGGAGCUGCAGACCGAAAUAGCACUGCUGUCACUCCUACAGUGCUGUGGGAGGAGUCAGAGAUUAUGCAGAAGGAAUUGAAGUUGCUGCAGUACCAGUUGAGACCUCCAUUCAUGUUGUCCAAUCUAAGCUGCCUCUGGCCACUACCUUCACCAUGUCUGUUUCUUCAUCCAGCUCUUAAUUCAGUCUUCUGGACAGUAACAGUAGCUGGGAACUUUUAUGGAAGCCAGAUCCCCAGAGGAGCACCCUUUUUAACCUGGAGCCCAGCAUCUUUCAGCUCCAUGUCCAGAGUCUUGAGCAAGAGGACCUAUUCCUUUGGGGCCCCAAGAUGCUCCUGAAUGACCUGUAAGGACUCGUUAAGAAUAGUAGGAUGAAGCCUUCUUUGCCCACCCUCCCCUCCAAGGCCCUGUUUCUGGGCUGUCCGCCCUGCCUUCUUGAAGUAGCUAUUAUCUGUCUUCUCUACUGAGGCUUUUCACUGCCUGCCCAUCCUUGCCCCCCAACUGCGAUAAAAUGGUUUAACCCUCCCUGAUGUGUUUUCUGUGAGUCAGCACCCACAUGGGAUAGAAUCAGCUGUACCUGUUCAUCUUCCUGUUACUUGGAGUGCUUUCUGUGACCUCUACCCCUGAAAUCCAAGUUCAUAGACAUUUAUAGCUGUAUCUUUUUUUUUUUUUUGAGACAGAGUUUU